AUGAACGCUAGUUCUUAUCAUUAUCGGCCGUGUAUACCAAGUACAGUUUGCCGUGAACAAGAGGAUACUGAACUAAUCACUGAACGAUUUUAUUUGGUGGCUGUACUUGGAACAACAGUAUCACUAAUUAGUAUUUUUGAAAAUCUGUUUUUGCUACUCUUAUUUGCAAAAAGUCGUCGUCAUCGUGAAAGUGGUUCAUUCUAUUUAAUGUUAUUGGCCUUAUCUGAUGUUUUUGUUAGCGGUACUUAUAUUCUAUUAAUGUCAGUAAAAGUUUUUUACAUCUAUACAAACAGUUUUUCACUGCAGUGGUUAUGGAUGACUUAUGUUGUACCAAUGUUAACAACUUCGCAUAUAGCCAUAACCACGGGAUCGUUUCUUAUUGUUUUUGCUACAGUUGAACGUUAUUUUAUCACCAUAUCUCAUAGUAUGACCAACUGGUUAUGCAGCAAUCGUAAAGCAAUCGCUUUAUUUGCUGUAUUUAUUGGCGUAUCUACCAAAGGCACAAUGCUGCUGGAAAUAAAGGUAAAAUUUUUAUCAACUGUGGUAACUAAAUUUAUAGCGAUUUUUUUCUUCAUGCAUAAUCCAAAUUGCGAAAUACCAUUGUCAAACUAUUGGUUGGUACCGACGGCAUUAGUGGUGAACAAUCGCUAUUAUACAUUCUUUCGUGUAUGGUUCAGACGACUGUCGACUAUCAUGCUACCAUUUUUUUUGCUUCUCUGUUUGAAUUUCCGUAUUAUAACGGCAUUACGAAAAAAUACUCACCAUGAUCUACGAGAGCAACUGUACGUUGGUGCAGUUUUUGAAACUAUUAAGAAGCGAAAGGUUUGUAGCUUGGAAACUAAAGUCAAAGCGGCAACCCGAACGCUAGUGCUUGUUGCAUUUACAUAUUUAUCCGGCAACUUUUUGAACGUUCUCAUUACUUUAUGGGAAUAUAUUGAUAAUCAAGGAUUGCGGGACAAUUUUGGUCUAUUUUACACAAUUAGCGUUGACGUAGGAACAUUAUUAGCAGUAACCUCCUGCGCACUAAGACUACCAAUCUACGCAAGUUGUCAGUAUGAACUCCGGCAGGAGUUAGUUGACUUUGCAAGCAAAAUAAUUCGAUGCCGGCUGUUUUCUCGGAAAAGUAAUGGCAAAAGAUUUGGAGAGCAUCCUACGAAUAAUAGUACUAACGAUGGUAAUUUAUUGUAAGU
Enterobius vermicularis (human pinworm) is the source of this 1190-nucleotide messenger RNA. NCBI's taxonomy places the organism in Eukaryota, Metazoa, Nematoda, Chromadorea, Rhabditida, Oxyuridae. The record is from the annotation of a GenBank genome assembly.